AUGAACGACGGGACGAGAGCACUCAGAUAAGAAUAAAGCAUAAAGAUGAAGAAGGAAGACACAGUGAAGCUGAUCAGUGCCGAGGGUUUCGAAUUUGUGGUUGAUAAAGAAGCUGCAAUGGUUUCACAAACCAUUCAUAACAUGCUUACUUCUCCAGGGAGUUUCGCUGAAAGGCAACACGGCGAAGUUACGUUCCCUGAGAUCAGCACCACCAUUCUCGAGAAGAUUUGCCAGUACUUCUAUUGGCAUCUCCAAUUCGCCAGUGGGAAGGAGACGGAAUUUGAUAUUGAACCUGAAUUAACCCUGGAGCUAAUGAUGGCUGCCAAUUACCUCCAUACAUGAGCAUUUUGACUUCCCCAAGGGUGAUAGUUCUUCGUCUUCAUUAUCGAACUAUUGCUCAGUUGGGGGCUUUCAAAAGGAAUGGAGCGUAUUAUUGUGCAUUGGGAAUUGUCUCUUUGCUGGAACUUAUAUGUAAUUUGUAUACUCUAAUGAUUGUUAGACUCAGCUUGCCAGACUCUGAUGUACGAGUGGCUGCUAGAUGAUGUCAGUUGAUUUUGCUGUAUAAACUAACUGAUUGAAGAAAAUGCUAAUUCAAUGGGAAUUUUGCCAUCCGAUAAGGCAAAAUCAUAAUGCUUUAAAAAUAAGAGAUCUGUUAUUG
This is a messenger RNA of Abrus precatorius (Indian licorice), 658 nucleotides long. RefSeq names its product elongin-C. The coding region runs from base 46 to 342 and encodes 98 amino acids. Gene Ontology annotation, cellular component: elongin complex. NCBI's taxonomy places the organism in Eukaryota, Viridiplantae, Streptophyta, Magnoliopsida, Fabales, Fabaceae. The transcript has 4 exons. Gene Ontology annotation, molecular function: protein-macromolecule adaptor activity. Gene Ontology annotation, biological process: ubiquitin-dependent protein catabolic process. The record is from RefSeq and is a predicted model, not a curated record.